Messenger RNA from Vespa velutina, 2813 nucleotides. RefSeq names its product protein transport protein Sec23A (gene Sec23). Gene Ontology annotation, molecular function: GTPase activator activity; zinc ion binding. NCBI's taxonomy places the organism in Eukaryota, Metazoa, Arthropoda, Insecta, Hymenoptera, Vespidae. Gene Ontology annotation, cellular component: endoplasmic reticulum exit site; COPII vesicle coat. The transcript has 12 exons. Gene Ontology annotation, biological process: COPII-coated vesicle budding; endoplasmic reticulum to Golgi vesicle-mediated transport; COPII-coated vesicle cargo loading. The coding region runs from base 197 to 2524 and encodes 775 amino acids. The record is from RefSeq and is a predicted model, not a curated record.
ACCGUAAAGCAAUGUGUUACGAGUGACGUGGCUGAAAUGACAGCACGAGUUAUGCGGUUCUCGAUUUGAUAUUACAUACUUUCGAAUUUUAUAAACUGAUAUAAAAUAAAUAUGAAUAUUUAAUAAAAAUAUCACGCAUUUACAGAAUUACAAGAAUUUAAAGAAAUAAAUUCAGUUGUAAAAAAAAAGUAACAACAUGACAACCUAUGAAGAUUUUAUUCAACAAAAUGAGGAUCGCGAUGGGGUUCGUUUUACUUGGAAUGUCUGGCCAUCAUCACGUAUUGAUGCUACUAGGCUUGUUGUUCCCUUAGGAACACUUUAUCAACCUAUUAAAGAACGUCCCGAUUUACCACCUAUUCAAUAUGAUCCAGUUUUGUGUACUAGGUCUACAUGUAGAGCAAUUUUAAAUCCAUUAUGUCAAGUAGAUUAUCGUGCAAAACUAUGGGUCUGCAAUUUAUGUUUUGGAAGAAACCCUUUUCCACCACAAUAUGCAGCUAUUUCAGAACAACAUCAGCCAGCUGAACUAAUUCCUAUGUUUUCAACAAUCGAAUAUACUAUAAUGAGAGCACAAUGUCUCCCUCCUAUCUUUUUACUUGUUGUUGAUACAUGUAUGGAUGAUGAAGAGUUAGGUGCACUUAAGGAUUCACUUCAGAUGUCUUUAUCUUUGCUUCCACCUAAUGCUCUAAUUGGUCUUAUCACUUUUGGAAGGAUGGUUCAAGUGCAUGAGUUAGGUUGUGAAGGAUGUAGCAAAAGUUAUGUAUUCCGUGGUACUAAAGAUUUACAGCCAAAACAGGUUCAAGAUAUGCUUGGUAUUGGUAGACCAAUACCUGGUCAAAAUCCAAAUCAACAGAGAGGUUCUGGUGGACAGCCCUUACCACCGGCUAAUCGAUUUUUACAACCAGUACAUAAAUGUGAUAUGAGCUUAACAGAUUUACUUGGAGAGUUGCAACGUGAUCCUUGGCCAGUUGGACCAGGAAAACGUCCAUUGCGUUCAACUGGUAUGGCAUUAGCUGUUGCUACAGGACUUUUGGAAGCUAGCUAUGCAAAUACUGGAGCUAGAAUUAUGCUCUUUGUUGGUGGACCAUGUUCUCAAGGUCCUGGUCAAGUUGUGACAGAUGAUCUUCGUCAACCCAUUAGAUCACAUCAUGACAUUCAAAAGGAUAAUGCCAAGCAUAUGAAAAAAGCUACUAAACAUUAUGAUGGUCUUGCUUCUCGUGCUGCCACUAAUGGUCAUAUAAUUGAUAUUUAUUCAUGUGCUCUUGAUCAAACUGGAUUAUUAGAAAUGAGACAGUGUUGUAAUUCAACGGGAGGCCACAUGGUAAUGGGAGAUUCAUUUAAUUCAUCCCUUUUCAAACAAACAUUUCAAAGAGUAUUCACAAAGGAUGCUAAAGGUGAUUUAAAAAUGGCAUUUAAUGCUACUUUGGAAGUUAAAACAUCGCGAGAACUUAAAGUUUCCGGUGCUAUUGGACCGUGCGUUUCUUUGGGUAUAAAGGGAUCUAGUGUAGGAGAGCAAGAAGUUGGUUUAGGUGGUACAUGCCAAUGGAAAUUCUGUUCUUUAACACCAUCGACCACAACAGCAAUUUUCUUUGAAGUUGUAAAUCAACAUACUGCGCCAAUUCCACAGGGUGGAAGAGGUUGCAUUCAAUUCAUUACACAAUAUCAACAUAGUAGUGGACAAAGAAGAAUUAGAGUUACAACUAUAGCUAGAAAUUGGGCAGAUUCAUCUACAUCAUUGCAUCAUAUAAGUGCAGGCUUUGAUCAAGAAGCAGCUGCAGUUCUUAUGUCACGUUUAGCUGUCUUUAAAGCUGAAAGUGAUGAUGGUCCUGAUGUUCUAAGAUGGGUAGACAGAAUGCUUAUAAGACUUUGUCAAAAGUUUGGUGAAUAUUCUAAAGAUGAUCCAAAUAGUUUUAGACUCGCAGAGAACUUUUCAUUAUAUCCACAAUUUAUGUAUCAUUUACGUAGAUCCCAAUUUUUACAAGUAUUUAACAAUUCACCAGAUGAAACAAGCUUUUAUAGACACAUGCUAAUGCGAGAAGACUUGACAAAUUCUUUGAUAAUGGUGCAACCCAUUUUAUAUAGUUAUGGAUUUGGUGGUCCACCUGAACCCGUGUUACUUGAUACUUCGUCAAUUCAACCAGAUAGAAUUUUAUUGAUGGACACAUUUUUCCAGAUCCUCAUAUUUCAUGGAGAAACUAUAGCACAAUGGCGACAGUUAAAAUAUCAAGAUUUACCAGAAUAUGAGAAUUUCCGUCAGUUAUUAGCAGCACCAGUUGAUGAUGCUGCUGAAAUACUUAGUGGAAGAUUUCCAGCACCUAGGUAUAUUGAUACAGAACAAGGAGGCUCGCAAGCAAGAUUCUUGUUGAGCAAAGUAAAUCCCAGUCAAACUCAUAACAAUAUGUAUGCCUAUGGAGCGGGGAUGCCGUUACCCAGUGGGGAAAGUGGAGCUCCUGUUUUAACUGAUGAUGUCAGUCUGCAAGUAUUCAUGGAACAUUUAAAGAAGUUGGCUGUUUCUUCUACAGCAUAAAUCUUAUAUGACUAUCUAUCUUAGAAUUAUUAAUUUCUAUACAUGCGCAUUAUACAAUUUCUAACCUCACUAGCAUUAUUAAGAAUCAUUAAUUUUUUAUAUUUGAUGGAAUAUCAAGUAUAUUAAAUAUAUAAAAUAAGUUUUGUAAAUUUGUCAAAAAGAAUUUUGAAACAUGCAAUUUAUUUAAAACUUAAAUGUAUACAACAAUCCAUAUAAUGUAUUUUUUUGUCUUAUGGUUUUAAAGAUCAAUAAUUGUUGUUCAUAUAAAUAUAAGAUUGUAUUAAUAAUA